Suricata suricatta (meerkat) is the source of this 4241-nucleotide messenger RNA. RefSeq names its product ubiquitin conjugating enzyme E2 R2 (gene UBE2R2). The record is from RefSeq and is a predicted model, not a curated record. The transcript is spliced from 6 exons. Gene Ontology annotation, molecular function: ubiquitin conjugating enzyme activity. Lineage: Eukaryota; Metazoa; Chordata; Mammalia; Carnivora; Herpestidae. Gene Ontology annotation, biological process: ubiquitin-dependent protein catabolic process; protein polyubiquitination. Bases 339 to 1085 code for a protein of 248 amino acids.
UUGCCGCCCUCCUCCGCUUCCACCUCCUCUCCCCCCCACCCCGCCAAGUUGAGGCCCCCCCCGGGGGGGGGAGGCCCGGGACCGGGAGCGAAUUUCCCUAACUCCCUCAGCCCCUCCCCCCACCUGGCCCGAGUGUGAGGAAAAGGGCCCGGUCCGGCCCGCGUCGUGUGUGAGGAGGACCCGGGCCGGCCCACGGGCCGUCUGGGGCCUGGUCCGGCCCGCCGGGUGUGUGAAGACAAGCCCGGUGCGGCUCGGGCGAGGACGAGCGGAGGGGAGGGGCCUGGUCCGGCCCGGCCGGUGCGAGAGGACUGGGGCCCCGGCCCGGCGCCGCCGCCGCGAUGGCCCAGCAGCAGAUGACCAGCUCGCAGAAGGCCCUGAUGCUCGAGCUGAAAUCCCUGCAGGAGGAGCCGGUGGAGGGCUUCCGGAUCACCCUGGUGGAUGAGUCCGACCUCUACAACUGGGAGGUUGCCAUCUUCGGACCCCCCAACACCCUCUACGAAGGCGGCUACUUCAAGGCGCAUAUUAAAUUUCCUAUUGACUACCCAUAUUCACCACCUACCUUCAGAUUCUUGACCAAAAUGUGGCAUCCCAACAUUUAUGAGGUAAGAGAUAUAUGUUGUACAGGAAAAAGUUUUCCUCUGGGCAGUGAUGUGCCCAAAUUUGGCUUCAUAUCAGAAUCUUGUGGAGAAGUUGUUAAGAAUAAAGAGUGGAAUCCUACUCAGAAUGUCAGGACUAUCCUGUUAAGUGUAAUCUCAUUGCUCAAUGAGCCCAACACCUUCUCCCCAGCCAAUGUGGAUGCUUCGGUUAUGUUCAGAAAAUGGAGGGACAGUAAAGGAAAAGACAAAGAAUAUGCUGAAAUCAUUAGGAAACAGGUUUCAGCCACUAAAGCCGAAGCAGAAAAGGAUGGAGUGAAGGUCCCCACAACCCUGGCGGAAUACUGCAUCAAAACUAAAGUGCCUUCCACUGAUAACAGCUCAGAUUUGCUUUAUGACGACUUGUACGACGAUGACAUCGACGAUGAAGAUGAGGAGGAGGAAGAUGCCGACUGCUACGACGACGAUGAUUCUGGGAAUGAGGAGUCGUGACGUGCUCCUUCAGUGCCCCUGUACUGCCCGGCCUUCUCAGGCCAAAGGGAGGGGAGCAAGUGGGGACCUAGCAGUGGCCCCUCAACAAAAACCUAUCACGGGGGUGGGAAAACAAACACGGCUCCUGCUGACUCCCCUUAUGGAUCAGUUUGCUCCUUUUUAUGGACCUCUUAACAGAGAGAAAGUACUCCUCCACAGAAUGUCUGAAUUCUUGCAUUCUUUACCCUUCCAUCACUGUAUUGAUUCUUUUUUUUUCUUCUUUAAACCCAAACUUUCGCCUCACUUCGUCUCUGCAGAGUUUUCUCAGCAAAAACACGUUUGGUCUGUUUUUAGAUUCUUGAAGAAUUAGUCUUUCAUCAAGGCGUUUGUGUUUAAAGCUGGGAACCCAUUGGAAGUUCACAAGUGCUGCAUAUUGCUGAAUAGCAAAAGAAAAUGGAAAAAAAAAUAUAAAAACCCCACAAAACAAACUUAAAAAAAAAAACAAAUUUGCCAAGGUUUAGCUGCUCAUUUACAUUAGUGUGUGUGCAUUCGAUCAGCCCCAUGGUGGUGAGUUUUGUUUCCUUUCCCGUCUUAAGGCUGGGAUACAGUGGGCAUCAGGGACUUCGUGUGGAGCCUGAUGAAAUGUGUUCCUAAGGGCACAGAGACCCUUUAGCCUCCAGGAAACCAUCCUAACACAGGGGGUCUCAGCUACUCUGAGGAGAGAGAUCAGAUUUUGUUUUUUGAAAUCGAUUGGGAUCUAAAGCCUGAAAUAAAUAUUCAUACUUUACAUAGAACUGAGCACUUGAUUGCUAUUUAUUUUAAAGACAAGAGUUGUUACCCUCCCCACCCCGAGGGAGUGGGCAGCGAGUGGAGACAGUGCGCGUGUGCGUGCGUGUGUAUGUGUGUGUGUAGUCUUAGUGAUUGGGAACAGGGAGUUUAAAAUCACUAUGCCAAUCUUGGUUGAUGCUGCUGGGGGAAAAAAGUCAAAACUACUGGUGACCACUGUUGGGUAAGAAAACAUCUUAUGUGAACAUGGCCUUUCCCUCAAAGAUUUUUUUAAAAAUCCUCAUGGUGAGAGUGUUAAGUAGCCAGUUUUAAUUACUCAGUAUUAAUCCUAGGUGCAUGUGUUAAGAUUUUGGUUUUCAUUGAGCUGCUUAUGCCGAUAGUGAUAGCUGUGGAUAGGAGACACGAGUGACUGGUUUCUGCUUUCCUCGUUGGAUGUAACCUGGACUCUUCUCUCCUUUCAAUGUACUCUGGCUGUGGAGGGCAAGCAGAAGUUGUGCAUGGAGCUUGCGCCGGGCUGCCUUGACUCUUCUAGCAGGGCCGAGGGGACUUGGCUGCAGGCAGUGUCCGGGCAACGGCUAGCUCUUCCAGCUGUGCAGUGGCUGCAGCUUUGACUUCCCCGGUCUCAAUCACGUGUUACUUCAAUCAAUACUGAGAUCCAUCAGCCUUCACCAACCAGGGACUUAAGAACUUGGCGGUGAUUUUUGUUUCUUUUGGGAGUGGGCCAGUCCAUCGGAGGGCAGUGUUCUUUCAGUGGGGAAAAUCAUGAUAAUGUAAAAAUUAGACUUCAGAAGGAAAAUACAGCAGAGAUUGGCUAUGAUCCUCCUCCAGAUCCCUGUGCACAGAUGUCAACUUCUUCGGAUCAUAGCUCAGAAAGAACCAAAGGGUUGAUGAGGGACAGGGGUAGGAUGGAUCUUAGAACAGAGUAGGUGAUGCUUAUUACUUCCUUAGCUCCUCCUUCCUUUCUGAUCUCAGGGUUUUCAUUAGUUCUUCAAACUCCAAACAUUUGCUGACUAAUCCCCAGCAGACCUCUCUGGCCUCUAAAGUUUGAUUUGGUAUUAAGUGGGGAUGUUAACAUGCAAAGGUUCAUAUGGGACCAUGUUGAGCCUGGUCCCAGAAUCUCUGUCCAAUCCACACAGGACUAGGACUCUUUGCACCUCUGAUCUAGUGAAUCCAGUCAGAUUCAGAGAACAGAACAGCUCUUUGUGACAAAACACUGGCCACACAUUCUCUUGAAAGAUGUUAGAACUAGCUUUUUACACCCUAUGCUGAUAAUCUGCACAUCUUCUGGAGCGCAGGCUCUCAUAAUGCUGAUUACCCUGUCACCCCCACACACGUUUACAGCCGGUAGCUUGGUCUUCUCUCUUGGAGCCCUAUAUGGAUUUACUUUUAUCCCUUAUCACAAAAGCAUUUCUCUACCAGGGCAGGCCAGGCAGAAAGUGCUGUGCUGCUCAGCCCUGUCCAUUAGGCCCUGUUGGCCUCUGUUGCACGUUGACUCAGGGAGCCAGAGAGCCAGGUGGAGGUCAAUACCUCUUAGCCCUUUGGGGUGUUACUAUUGAGGGCUGGGUUUGCCUCUGUUAGGAGUACAAUCAAUUCCAGAAAAGACUUGGCAUGUGUUGAUUGGCUAGCAGGUAUAUUCUGAUAACUCAGACUGACCUGUAAAACCCAGAUGCUGGUUCCAGAGCUCUGUCCUGAGAACACAUCCUGUGGCAAAAAAAAAAAAAAACUUGAGCAUGUAAUUUUCUUUUUGAGAGUAGAGGUCUCAGGCUCAGGCCACAACCUUGUAAGUACAGCUUUGAUUAUUUGGUGUUGACAUGAAUUCAGAAUCCUGCAUUUUUAGAUUCCUUUUGAUUCUAGUGGAGGCUUCUUUGGAUGCUCUUCAGGUUUGUGUGUUUUGAGGCUGGGUGGAGAAAGUAAUAUUUUGGUUCCAUUGUUGCUUCUCAAAGUCUUCCCCCUCUUUCUAUUUCAUAUCAUUCCAGAGUUCUUUUCUAUUAGCCAAACUUUUCUGUAGCCCCUUCUUUCCUCUUCCCUGGUGAUUACUUGCUUCUUUAUUUGCUGGUUUCCUUAUGUUUGGGACAUAUGCAGUAAGAAAUUGAAGGGGAAAGUGUGUAGUUCUCCACUGAAAGUUAACUCCCCACCCCUCCCAUUCUGAUAAAAAUGGUUUACAUUUACAAAAAGAUUCAGAUGCAAUUUUCAACUAUUCUGAAACCAGCAGGACACACCUGACUUUAAUAGUUUUCUUAGCUGAAAUUGUAGAUGUUUUUCUUCAGUUUAACUUAUGAGAAAUUAUCUGAUGCAUUUUUGUGUUGAAUUUCCCCUUUAGUGGUUUAUUUUGUCUUUUUCUGCCCGUCUACUAAUAAAAUGUGAAAUAAAAUAUACCUGUAUUGCUACUUC